GUGCACAGCGCGGCGCACGGCGUGGUCUUGCGCACGGCAGGCAGGAGAACGUCUGCGUGCCAAAUCAACGCCAAACGGACAGGGGAGCAACCGGCUGUAGACUUUGCUUGAGCCCAAGGGGGCAGCCUGACGAUGCCUGUCGCCUGGGUCCAGAGCCGGCACCACAACUACAAAAUCAAUCCCGAGCCAGCGCCGCCGCCGCCCGCACCAGCCCCAAAGCCGCCGCGUUACACGCUGGCCCCGCCGGACGCCGACUACGUACUCGUCAAGUCGCCCGACGCUCGCCGCCGCAGCGAGAUCGCGACGCUCGCGCGAAGCAUCGAAGGACUGCACGCGGUCGAAGUUGAAACGACCCAUGACGCCCUAGACGUGUUGCGCGAGGCGCCGAAGCCGCCGGUCGUCGCGCUCGUUGACGCCUACGACGAAAACGACGAUGGCGAGCUGGAUCAAGACGAGAUGUCCUGGCCGCUGCUCCGUACCAUACAACGGCCGUGCAAGCCGUACAGGGAUGAUAUCAGGCAAACGUUUGUGGUCUUCGUCUCCAAAACGGUGCAUGAAUCUCCGCGGCAUACCUUGGACGUGCUUAGUGCAGGGGCACGGAUGGUGACGUCUGAUCUGGAGGAUUGUCGACGCGCGCUGAAACUGGCGAAGCUUUCGUCGGUCCCGCGCAAGACGUCGUCGGAUGGCGUGACGUGUCCCUGUUGCGGCCUCUCGGGCCUUAAUCCGGCCCAACUCUUUGCCCACUACUCGCUGAUGCAUGUGACGGAGCCCUCGCCGAACGCAGAUUGCCCUCUAUGUGGUGUAGUGUGUCGGGCUGGCAAGGGCUUCCUCAACUUUGCCGCGCACCUGGAGGAGAGUCACGAACCGGAGGGAACUGAUGAGAACGACGACGGCUUUCUCUCGUCGGGCGAGCUCGACGCGAUGCUGAACAGGGACGACGUCUCAGUAGCUAGAGGACCGGUUUACGAGCCGCCGGCGGAGGAAAUUAAGUACGAGUACAAGCCGCACUCGGCCUAUGCGUUGUUGGUUGUGCGAAGGCCGUCCGAUGGCAAAUAUCUGGUCGUUCUGGAGUCCUCGCACACGGCAAACUGCCAGGGCUCGUGUCGCUGGUGGAUCCCGGCGGGUAAGGCCGCGCCGGGCGAGACGAUGGCCGAAGCCGCGGUCGCCUCGUGCAUGCGAGAUACGAACGUGAAGGUGAUUCCAAAGGGUAUCAUCCGCAUUCUCCUCGAGCCGUCGGACAACGCCUCGAUUCGGAGCGUCCUCUACUGCGAGCCGGACGAAGUGCAGCCUCGCAAGAUGAAGGCCGUGCCGUCGUUUCAUUCCGCGGGCGCGGCUUGGGUGACGGCCGACGAAUUCGCGAUGGAUAUCUCAGGCAAGGAGUGCCGCUCAGGCGACCCGAAGGUCCUCUUCCCAGGAGUAUCGAAUGGUUCAAUACCUAUAGAGCCGUUCGGCAACACCUGGAACGCUCUGGAAGCUUUAGUGGCCAAACUCGGCCGAACGCCCCCGAGCAAGGAGUUGGACGAGAUGAGACGAGGUCCCCUGCAGGAGCAGUGGGUCGCGAUCUGCAAGCGCUACCCGCUCAUUUCCUUCAAGGAGAAGGACUUCAUGGCGCGGAGUUCGAAGCGGUAAUUUGAUAAACUUUAGAUAACUAG
Pelagomonas calceolata is the source of this 1652-nucleotide messenger RNA. NCBI's taxonomy places the organism in Eukaryota, Pelagophyceae, Pelagomonadales, Pelagomonadaceae. The record is from the annotation of a GenBank genome assembly.